This is a messenger RNA of Rotaria socialis, 645 nucleotides long. Lineage: Eukaryota; Metazoa; Rotifera; Eurotatoria; Philodinida; Philodinidae. The record is from the annotation of a GenBank genome assembly.
AUGUAUACUUUUCAGACGUUCGACGAGAAAGAAAAUUAUAUUAUAAAAAAUAUUCAAAUCAAUAAUUGUUCAAAACGAAGACGCGUUCUAUGUAAAGCAGACCCUUUUAUUGUACAAUCAGAACAUCGUUGCUUUCGUAAGCCAUUAACACUUGGCUUACCAGCAAUAAUAUCAAAUUAUUUAACACAUGAAUUAUGUUUAUCCGUUUGUAAAAAAUUAGAAUUAAAUGCACCUGUGAUAAAUAUUAAUAAAUGUUAUUGUUUUCAUGUUGAUCAUUUUUGGAUAUAUGACUUCGUGCGAGCCAAUACAAAAAAUGGAAAAAAGAAUUGUGCGAAUCCAUGUCCUGUACGGAUAUCAAAUCAUUCUAUUCAAAGAUGUUCACAAACAUCAAGGGAUCUUGACCGAAAUUGUAUCGUUCUUCGUUACCAAGAAACUUCAAUUCACAAUGAAACGAAAUAUGAACGUUGUUUUUCUGCAUCAAAUAAAUGUUCGGCACAAUUUGCUGUACCAGUUUGUGUAGACCUUCAGAUGCAAUUUAAUUCAACCGUUAUUCCUCUAGCUCAAGAUGAAGGCUCGUUAAUUAUCUCCAUUAAUCUAUCAACAGAUUAUUCAUGUGGUGAUGACAUAGUGUCAUUUUAUCGGUGA